Molecule: messenger RNA, 3049 nt
Organism: Hydractinia symbiolongicarpus
Lineage: Eukaryota; Metazoa; Cnidaria; Hydrozoa; Anthoathecata; Hydractiniidae
Product: zinc metalloproteinase nas-4-like
Exons: 7
Coding region: 1141-2355 (404 amino acids)
Biological process (GO): proteolysis
Molecular function (GO): metalloendopeptidase activity; zinc ion binding
Source: RefSeq, a predicted model, not a curated record
UGAAACCCAAUUGAUUUGGCUUAAUAAUACAAUAUGGUCAGUUAAGUUAAUAUGACGCAUUGUCGUAAAAUUGAUACUUUGUCCUGUAGAAAUGCACAAUCAUUUCUGUAGUAAAAGUGCGGGAUCAUUUACAAAACCCAUGGGAAAUCUAAAUACAAUAAUUGCACUAAUAAAAAUUUCCAAAUAUGGUGAUCUUCGCGGCAACAAUGCUUGGGAUUAAUUUUAACGGGAAAGUGAUUCGAGUGGCCCAGCUACUUUCGUAGUCAAGUUUUACGGAAAGAGACUCUUUUCUGUUAUUCUGGAGAUAAAAACUUACGCAGAAAUGUAGAGAAACGUACAUAAAUCUUUCAUUAAAACAAUAUGUAACCCAUUAUUUUCUGUAAGAAUAAAAAGAGAAUCAUAUGCUAUUUUAACAACACUUUUUAUUUUACAUUUCAUGUCUAGCAAAAUGAUAAUUCAGAGAGACAGAGAAUCUAAAUACUGAGAACUUAAUAGGUCAACGCUUACUGAAAAUUUAUUGGCACGUAAAAUGAAAAAUGCAGGAAGCAUUAUCCAAACGCUUUGCACGUCCAAGAUUUAACGGAAAGUAAACUUUCCUUUGCAUUCAUGAUGUCAUAGCUGACUGAAAUAUCAAGAAAAGUACAUCAGGCUUUCAUUAAAAAAACAGGUAGUCAAUUGCUUUUUCGUAAGAAUGAACAGAAAGUCAUUCAAAUGGUAGCUUCAAAUGUUAUCUUUUUUCUUUUCUCAGACGUUCCCUAAAGUCAUCUAAUUGAAUAAUAUAAUUAAUAUAAACUUAAUUUUGUAUUCAUUAGAAAACUAGAUAUUGCUUUAUGCAAUAAUUAAUGCCUGAUUAAAUCCUGGGAAAUUAGAAAUCAGAACCUGCUAAGUCACGUUAGCAUACGUCAGUAUUGGAAAUAAACCAAAAAAUUAACGGAAAUGAUAUCAAUGUACUUAACAUUUUUAACUAGGUGUUCACUAAUGAGUCAAGAAAUUAAUAUAUUCUGCUUAGUAAUACACAGGAAAAAUUAUGCACCUAUACAUAGUAUAAAAGAGGCUUGUUUCAAAAGUAGAAAUCAUACACAACUGAACAGAAGCAUCUGAAAAGACAUUCUUGAAGCUUUAAAGUUAACUUUGCUUAAAAUGAAGCUGCUAGUAGCAACAUUGUUUGUAAUGGAACUAUAUGUCGCUCUCGGCUUGCCAUCGUAUAAUGAAAACGAGGGUGCUGCUAUGGAUGACAUUUUAAAAGUAAAUGGAGAUAACCAGUAUUUGUAUGGCGACGAGAUUUUAACAGAAGAACAAAAGGAAGAAUUCUCCCCAGAUAAAACAAGUUCUGGUAGAAGUGAAAGAAAAAGACGUGGUUUAACAAGGAAUGCUAUAAGAGCUAGAUGGCCGAACAAAGAAAUGCACUAUACAAUUUCUAACGAUUACACAAAUGCGCAGAAGGACACCAUUAGAGCCGCAAUAGGGUCAAUCGCAUCAAGAUCAUGUGUACGUUUUACUGAACAUGCCCUUGGAAGUGCUCCAAGAGAUCAUGUGGCUAUUCGCUCAGGAACAGGGUGUUCAUCAUUUAUUGGAAGAAUCGGUGGAAGCCAACAACUGUCUCUACGAACAGACGGCUGCGUUUUUACUGGAACUAUAAUCCAUGAAGUCCUGCAUGCUCUUGGAUUCUUUCACGAACAAUCAAGAGAAGACCGAGAUCAAUUUGUUACAAUCAAUACUCAAAACAUAGAAAAAGGCAAGGAAACUAAUUUUAACAGAGCAGCAACGAACAGUUUAGGUGUUCAGUACGAUCCUCAAUCAGUGAUGCAUUACAGCAAUCGCGCAUUUUCUAAUGGAAACGGUCCAACUAUUGUAUGGAAACAAAACCCAUCCCUAAGACUUGGUGGACGUGUUCUAACAGAUAAAGACGUAGAACAGCUAAAUUUAUUUUACGAGUGUUCCAAUCCUAUAACAACCUCAACAACAACAAGAUCAAGACCAACUACCACCACAACAACCAGGAGAACCACAACAACACGAAGAAGUACUUCGUCAACUACCAGAAGUACAACAUCAACAACUAAAUCCACUGCAUCAACAACCCGCUCAACCCGAGCUUGCGGCGAUAUAGCAAGAGGAUGUUUCCUGUUGGAAGGCCGAGAAUCAAUAUAUUGCGGAUUCUAUGGACCUUCCUGUCCACGAACAUGUGGUUUGUGUACUGGACCUGCCAGUGAGAGAUGUCUCAAUUUUCGUGAUUCAUAUAGUAGUACAUAUUGUGCUGGACUCACACAAUUUGGCAGUUGUCGUUCAAGCAGCUCGGUAAAGAGUGCGUGUACUCGAACCUGUUGUGAUCGUGGUGAAUACUUUCAAAAUUGAGAGAUUAUAACCUUUUUUAUGCUUCUUAGUUAUGUUUUUCGGCUAUUCAACAAAUAAGCUCUACAGUGCAUACAACAAUUAUUCUAAAUUUCUGGUCUGAACCUAUUCACACAGUGUUUCACUGAAAGGCCUGAGAUUUAUGCGGUAUUGGUUUUGAAAAGACAUAUAAAUUUACAUAGUUUUUAUUAAAAUAUUUAACUUUUUUUAUUGGAAAUUAACGAUGUAUCAUGACUAUGGCUAUUGAAAGGACGCAGAAAUUUAUAAGUUCAUUUAAAUACCUGUUCAUUCCCCUUAUUUAUUUUAUUCUAUUUAUAUUUUUACAGAAAUAUACUAUUACUACUUUAUAUUGUUGUUAUUUAUAUUGUUGAAUUGGCUUACAUAACUACAUUGAUAUAGCCACCUACUUAGAUUUUGAAACUAUCUCUUCAAUAGAAAGAAUAUUGAACUUUCGUUGCCUAUGCUGUUAACAAUUUUUUAUGCAUUUGUGAUAAAGGCGUGCGUAAAUUUAGCAGCGACUUUAGGCUUUGCUAUUAGAAAUAGAAAAUCCUGUAGAGAGAGGUAAUAUGGACUUGAACUUUAUAGAUCACAGAGAUCAAAUCCGUAUUUUUUGAAUUACGUAACACGGAUAACAUAAAUGGUAAGUGCUGUAGUUUUAUUUUGAGUUCAAAAAAUGUGUUGGUUGGAUUUUAAUAAA